CGCUCCCAUCUGGCGUCCUUUGUUUUUCCCGCUAUUUUUCCCGCCGUCUGCAUCUGCCUCCAUCAUCAUCAAUUUCAAUAGGCAAUUAAUCUGAAUCUAUCUGCUUACCUGCCUCGCCGUCCGCCCCACUCCCUAGUGUCUGCUUAGCCUUCCGAUCGCGACUGGGCGCGGCACCCCUUUACCCUGCACUUGUUCAGCCCAGUCUUACCCGCAAUUUGGCCAUUGCCAGUCCGACUAGGGAGGGACAAAUAAAUAUGUCCCCCAUCUAACCCGCUGCCUCUCUCUCGUUUUCUCUUUUCCCUCGCCCCGCCCACCGCUGAUGGCUACAACUUCGGCCGUCCGUAUUCUGGCCCUCCGGCCGGUUGUCCACGGUUUAGGAAAAUUAUUUCUCUUCACUCUCGCUCAGCUGCCUCUCAUUGCCGGCGCCCCGACCGUUCCUUAUCUCAAACGCUCCGAAGAAAUUCAUGCUUUAUCCCCCAGUGAUCCCAGUCUAUGGCUGUAUCUCGGUGUGGCCGCCGCGCUCGUCUUGAGCGGCGGCGCAUUUGCUGGUUUGACCAUCGCCUUGAUGGGCCAGGAUGAGGUCUAUCUACAGGUCAUUCAGACGUCCGGUGAAGGUUCCGAGCGAAAAAACGCAGCCAGCGUGCUGAAAUUGCUAAAACGAGGGAAACACUGGGUUCUGGUGACGCUGCUGCUCAGUAACGUCAUCACGAACGAGACCCUGCCCAUUGUCCUGGACCGCUCGCUUGGCGGGGGAUGGCCUGCGGUUCUCGGCAGUACAGUCCUGAUCGUGAUUUUCGGCGAGGUUGUCCCCCAGUCCAUCUGCGUUCGAUAUGGCCUUCCCAUCGGUGCUUGGAUGGCCCCCUGUGUCUUGGCUUUGAUGUACCUUAUGUCCCCGGUGGCAUGGCCCGUGGCCAAAUUGCUCGACCGACUGUUGGGUGAGGAUCACGGCACCAUCUACAAAAAAGCGGGUCUAAAGACCUUGGUAACACUCCACAAAACUCUUGGAGAAGCGGGCGAGCAGCUCAACUCCGAUGAGGUUACCAUCAUCAGUGCUGUCUUGGAUCUGAAGGACAAAGCUGUCGGUGCCAUCAUGACUCCGAUGGAGGAUGUUUUCACCAUGUCUGCCGACACCGUCCUUGACGAGGAGACGAUGGACUUGAUUCUCUCCCAGGGAUACUCCCGCAUCCCGAUCCACGCUCCCGACAACCCUCUGGACUUUGUCGGCAUGCUCUUGGUCAAGAUGUUGAUCACUUACGAUCCCGAGGAUUGCAAACGGGUUCGCGACUUUGCCCUAGCCACGCUUCCCGAAACUCGGCCCGAAACCAGCUGCUUGGACAUCGUCAACUUCUUCCAGGAGGGCAAGUCCCACAUGGUACUGGCCUCUGAAUACCCCGGUGAGGAUCGGGGCGCCUUGGGCGUGGUCACAUUGGAAGAUGUGAUUGAGGAACUGAUCGGCGAGGAAAUUAUCGACGAAUCCGAUGUUUUCAUUGACGUUCACAAAGCCAUCAGACGUAUGACACCUGCCCCGAAAUCUCGCGUGCCCAAGGGCAAAAUUGUGGAAGAACCGCCCAUGCUAUCGGGAGGCCAGCUUGCUCAAGGCACUUUGGUCGACGUCGGUGCUGGAGGUCGGCCACGCGGACAAUCGGAGGGACGGCGAAGCUCGGUGGAAGCUCCGCUGCCGCGGUUCCAGCUUCGCAGGCAACACCAGGACAAAAGCUCGGAAUCGCCCGAUGGUUGGGUUACUCAAAGAGGCACCACGGAUGAGAUCCGCGAACAUUUGAAGCAUCUCGGACCCUCCAACUUGGCAAGUCGACCCCGCCACACCCGGUAUCAGAGCGUGAAGAUCAAGCGGGCUGGUGGCUCGCCGACUCGUUCGGGACAGACGGAUGGCGAGUCCGCCCUCAGCACUUCCUCUGGACACCGUCGUGCCUCUUCGCUCGGCCUACCUGGUGGCAUUGGUGCCGGACUACUACAAUCGGGUGGCUUGGACGCCCGAGAUGGCGCGCAUGCGCUACGCCUCGGGUACGACACCAUGUCGCAUACCCCGGCCGCGGACACGGGAACGCAGACGAAAGACGGGUCCGGCAUAUCCAUCCCGGAACCUGUUCGCGAAGAGCAGGAUGAAUAUGGACGCUCCGCCGGGUCAAGUGCAGCUAUUAGUAUCUGGUCGUCCGACUCACGGUCCCACGACCGCCUCAAGCCAUCCAAUUACCAGCAUCAAGGGCCCGCCCGGAGUGGUAGCAUCACCGAGCAAGUGGUCGAUGUCAAUGGAAUCCGUAAAGUGGUUCUGCACACCACGAGUACAAGUUCCUCGGAUGAGGAAUAUGGGGCUAAAUACCAAUUGCGCCCGGAUGGAUCCAUCCCUGACCUUAACGAUACCGAGAUGACGAAAACCAACGGAUCGAAGAAACGUCGUCGAAAACACAAGCGGGGCAAGGGCUCGAAGGGAGCGCCGGAUGAUCAAGAGGAAUCGGCACUUCUCCUACCGCAAUGACCUUUGGCCUGAGCUUCAAUGCUCCUCUGCAGGUCAGACAGGGCACACUUCAGUUCUAUACACGGGAGCGUCUCAGAUUGUAUGAUUUGUGUAGUGGAGACGUUUGGACGUGCCCGUUCUUCCUUUCUUUUUGUGGAGACAUACCUUCCACCUAGCAUAGCCUGUAUAAUGCAUCAGUGAUCAUUCUUGUUCUGCGAUUUAAGUACUUCGAUGUUCAGUAUUCUAAAAUCAGUCUGGUUGUA
Messenger RNA from Aspergillus steynii IBT 23096, 2736 nucleotides. Its product is annotated as putative DUF21 and CBS domain protein (Mam3). Gene Ontology annotation, biological process: magnesium ion homeostasis. Gene Ontology annotation, cellular component: intracellular membrane-bounded organelle. The record is from RefSeq and is a predicted model, not a curated record. NCBI's taxonomy places the organism in Eukaryota, Fungi, Ascomycota, Eurotiomycetes, Eurotiales, Aspergillaceae. The coding region runs from base 320 to 2494 and encodes 724 amino acids. The transcript is spliced from 4 exons.